Molecule: messenger RNA, 2510 nt
Organism: Nothobranchius furzeri (turquoise killifish)
Lineage: Eukaryota; Metazoa; Chordata; Actinopteri; Cyprinodontiformes; Nothobranchiidae
Gene: ppap2d
Product: phosphatidic acid phosphatase type 2D
Biological process (GO): phospholipid dephosphorylation; signal transduction; phospholipid metabolic process
Cellular component (GO): plasma membrane
Molecular function (GO): phosphatidate phosphatase activity
Source: RefSeq, a predicted model, not a curated record
ACAGCACAACAUGCGUCCAGCCAGGUGUUUGCUGUGAACUUUAGUUAGAUGGUUUAGUUUCCUUCAGGUUAGCACAGCCUUCUGUUUUCCUGCUGCGCUUCUGGUUAACGUGAGAGCGGCCGAUCGGGUGUGUGAGCAGGAGGCUCCGCGGCUGCUGCUGUCAGACUCUGACAUGGGUCUGCGGCACCGACGGGCACACUGAAGACUUGGGGACUUUUUUUUUAGUUUCAUCAUCCAACAACGUGCUGCUACAGAGAGGACAGGUUGUAGAUACGCGUGUUCAAGUGACGCUAGAGCAGAAAAGUCAUGCAGAAGUUCAGCUCGAGCGGGACGCACUGCAACAGCCUGCCCCGCGACGCGGAGCUCCAGCUGCGGCUGGCUGACAGCAGCGGAGCCGGGGAAGGGAAGGAGAACGGAGCUGGAGCGCAUCAUCUCAGCCAGCGCGAGGAGGAGCCGGGCUCGUUCUGCACCAAGAAGAGGAUGCUCGUCGGUCUGGAUGUCAUAUGUCUGUUAGUUGCCUCCAUCCCAUUUUUUGCGUGUGAAAUGAAGGCAGUGACUCCGUAUAAGCGAGGAUUUUUCUGCGGCGACACCACCAUCACCUAUCCCUACGUGGAGAGAGAGACCAUCUCCGACAGCCUGCUCACCGCUGGAGGCAUUGCCAUCACUGGCUUAACAAUCGCAUUGGCUGAAUGUUACCGGGUUCGUUUUCGAGGCGUACACUCACGUGCCUUUGUUCAAAAUCGUUAUGUGUCGUGCUUGUACAAGGAAAUAGGAAGCUUCCUGUUUGGUUGCUGUGUGUGUCAGUCUCUCACGAAUAUGGCCAAGCUGAGCGUGGGUCGCCUGCGCCCAUACUUCCUGUCUGUUUGUAACAUCACGUAUGCGUCCAUUAACUGCACCCCCGGCAGCUACAUCUCUCAGGUCACCUGCAGGCAGCCCAACGCUAAGUUAGUCGAAGAAGCAAGGAAGUCGUUUUUUUCCGGCCAUGCUUCCUUUGCGAUGUACACCAUGCUCUAUUUGGCAUUCUACCUACAGGCGAGGGUAUCGUGGCGAGGAGGUCGGUUAUUGCGCCCACUUGUGCAGUUUCUCUUAGUGAUGGUUGCCAUUUACACCGGCCUGAGCCGCAUCUCUGAUUAUCGCCAUCAUCCCACUGAUGUCCUCACCGGUUUCAUCCAGGGGGGGCUCACUGCUUAUUGGGUGGCUUUUCACAUCUCCUCCAUGUUUAAACCAUGCACUCGUACAGACCUGUCUCCCACAAGCAUGUCCCUGGAGAGUCCGCUGUCCAGUCAGCAGACUGUCUGCUAGCAGGUGUAUGCAAUCAUUUCACAAAUCAGAAGAAAAGAACAGAUGGACUGCAAUAGGACAGGAAUAGGUUUGAGGUAUGGAGAGAAGGAUUUAAUAAAAAGAGUACAAUCUAAUGCAUGCUUACACACUCUGGCAUACGGAUGUGACCAGCAUUCAUCAAACAUGUGGAAUACAAAAAGCACAUAUGGUGACCCAGUGAAAAACAGGAUCUACAUGGUUAUAUUUUAGUCUGUUUUUUUACACGUGAAUAACAAAAGUUAUAUUUUGUAAGAUUAUUUUUUUUAAGCUGCUAAUGUUGUAAAGUUCCUGUCUGGAGGCAUGCACUCAGCCGUUCAUCUGGUUUAAAGCAACCAGCCUCCUGGUUCUUUUUGAUGCUCUGGUCCACCAGCAGCUGUGAACGGAGACCGUAAGGCUGCAGAGGUUCUGUAGAAAUGGCAAAAAGAACCAACAAGCACUUCUCACCUUCAGAGCCCUGAUGUGUUCCAGUCGGACCGCCCCACGUUGCUUUGACUAAACUCUGACCUGCGUGUGUAAGCAAAGAAAAAUCUGUGUUUGUGCUGCAACACAAUGCUAUCAUUCUCAACCAAGGUGGUGAGUGGAAGGAAUCUGACCCGGUUAUUUCUCUUCCUCUCCUCUUUCCUUUCCAUGUUAACCUGUUUUCUCAGAGUUUGACUGAACUUUUGUAACCCCUGACCUUUUGCCCCUGGACCCCAGAUCUCUGAGCUGCACCUUGACCUAUGCCACUAAGACAGGAGCUGCCACUCAGCUGCCCUCCUGUACUUCCUAAUUAUUAGCACUUGAACGUAGAUAAUGGAACUUUCUAAUUUCAAUCAAUAUUAUGUAUUUUACCACAUGUUUGAAUAAUCAGUGUUUAUUUUUGUUAAUUUCAGACUCAUACCUUAUAUAUAUAUUUGUUUAAAUCAUAUUUUUUUCAAACUGUAUGUAAAUAGUUGUCGUUAUAUGAACCACACAGAAUUUUAAAGUAUUAGCUUGGACAGAUUUUAAAUGUUUGUUAGUGUGUUUUACAGGUGCAGGGAGCUGCUUUUGUACCUGUUGUAACAACUAGACUGAGCCACAGAUGUUAUCAGAAAGCUAUAUUUUUUGUGUUUCCAGUAAUUAUUUUAUGUUUGUUUUGUCUGUGAACGCCAGAGAGCGCAGAAAUAACCACUGUACUCAAAAACCAAACCAUUAAAGUGAAUUUUAUAAUG